Molecule: messenger RNA, 636 nt
Organism: Rosa chinensis
Lineage: Eukaryota; Viridiplantae; Streptophyta; Magnoliopsida; Rosales; Rosaceae
Product: cold-responsive protein kinase 1-like
Exons: 4
Coding region: 1-636 (211 amino acids)
Biological process (GO): protein phosphorylation
Molecular function (GO): ATP binding; protein kinase activity
Source: RefSeq, a predicted model, not a curated record
AUGGAAAAGGCCUGCAUUUGCUCAUCUAUGAAUAUAUGCAAAAUAACUCCCUUGCCCACGCCUAAUUUGACUCAAAGCUCAAAUUGCAACUUGAUUGGAAAGCAAAGGUGUAAAAUUUGCUUGGGAAUAGCAAGGGGCUUGGUGUAUCUACACAAGCAUAGGCUGCAGACGGUUCAGAGGGAUAUUAAAGCUGCUAAUAUUCUUCUUGAUGGAAACCUUGAGGCUAAAAUUUCAGACUUCGGGUUGGCAAGCCUUUACACUGAAGAUAAUCAAUUCGAGUUCAUCAAAGUAGAAGUGCCACAGGGAUAUAUAGCACCAGAGUAUGUUCGAGGAAUUGUAACAUUUAAAGCUGAUGUGUACAGUUUCGGGGUAGUUCUACAUGAAACUGCUUAUCAUUUACAUGGAAAAGGAAGGCUGUUGGACUUGAUUGACAGAAACUUGUCGGGCAGUUAUGACGCAAAAGAAGCCAUUAUCAUCUUAAACUUAGCAGUUAAGUGCACCAGUACAGCUCCAGCCGUGAGGCCUACUAUGUCUGAUGUUGUUAGUGUACUUGUUGGUGACAAAAGAAUCGAUGAGAUUUGCCCCUCUGCCCCAAAUGAUAAUCCCAUUGCUCAAGUUGAUUCCUCUGCUUUAUAG